Messenger RNA from Acomys russatus (golden spiny mouse), 2062 nucleotides. RefSeq names its product interleukin 22 receptor subunit alpha 1 (gene Il22ra1). The coding region runs from base 51 to 1790 and encodes 579 amino acids. The record is from RefSeq and is a predicted model, not a curated record. Gene Ontology annotation, molecular function: protein binding. NCBI's taxonomy places the organism in Eukaryota, Metazoa, Chordata, Mammalia, Rodentia, Muridae. The transcript is spliced from 7 exons.
AGGGGGUCCAGAGCCAGAGGCCCGAAGGGGCCCUGGCCGGGGCAGGCCCAAUGAAGACACUACUGACCAUCCUAGCUGUGGGAUCCCUAGCCGCUCACACUGUCAAGGACACAUCUGGUCUCCUUCAUCACGUGAAAUUCCAGUCCAGCAACUUUGAAAACAUCUUGACGUGGGAUGGUGGGCCGGCUAGCACUCCGGACACGGUCUACAGCGUGGAGUAUAAGAGGUACGGAGAGAGAGAGUGGCUGGCCAAGGCAGGCUGCCAGCGGAUCACCCAGAAGUCCUGCAACCUGACUAUGGAGACCCGUAACCACACUGAAUUUUACUAUGCUAAGGUCACAGCUUUCAGCUCGGGAGGUCCACCAGUCACCAAGAUGACUGAUCGCUUCAGCUCAUGGCAGCACACUAACAUCAAACCGCCUGAUGUGACCUGUAUCCCCAAAGUGAGGUCCAUUCAGAUGCUGAUCCACCCCGCACUCACACCCGUCCUCUCGGAAGAAGGCCACCAGCUAACCCUGGAGCAGAUUUUCCGUGACCUGUUCUACCGCUUAGAACUGCACGUCAACCACACCUACCAAAUGCACCUCGAAGGCAAACAGAGAGAAUACGAGUUCCUUGGCCUGACUCCGGACACAGAGUUCCUCGGGUCCAUCACAAUUUCUAUUCCACUGUGGUCCAAGAAGAGUGCCCCCUAUGUGUGCAGGGUGAAGACGCUGCCCGAUCGGACGUGGGCUUACUCCUUCUCGGGCGCAGUGCUGUUCUCUAUGGGCUUCCUCAUCGGUUUGCUCUGCUAUCUGGGCUACAGAUAUAUUACCAAGCCACCGGUACCUCCUAACUCCCUGAAUGUCCAGCGUGUCCUGACCUUCCAGCCUCUGCGCUUCAUCCAGGAGCACGUGCUGAUCCCUGUCUUGGACUUCAGUGGCCCCAGCAGUCUGGCUCAGCCCAUCCAGUACUCCCAGGUGGUGGUGUCUGGGCCCAGGGAGCCCCCCAGGGCUGCACAGAGGCACAGCCUGCCUGAGGCUGCCUACGUAGGGCAGUUAGAUGUCUCCACCCUCCUGCCCACCAACAUGCCACCUCAGCAGACAUCGUCCCCACCAUCCUAUGCUCCGAAGGCUAUCCCUGAGGUCCAGCCCCCCUCCUAUGCUCCUCAGGUAGCCUCCGAUGCCAAAACUCUGGUCUACUCGCCGCAGCAGGUGCCGAAGACCCAGCCUCCCACCUAUAACCCACAGGGCAUUCUGGACAGCUGGCCUGCUUCCUAUGCUGUGUGUGUGGAAGACUCCAGCAAAGACUCCACCCCUGAGAUCAUCCCCAGUCCCAAGCACAUCAAGCCAAAAGGUCAGCUCCAGGAAGACACGAUUGCUGGAACCUGUCUCCCAGGGGACCUUUCUCUGCAGGGAGUCACCUCCUUGCCUGAGGAGGAAGCACAGAGACCAAAAUCGCUUCCCCAACCUCUGGGGUUUUGCACGGACAGAGGGCCUGACCUUCAUGCACUGCACAGUGAGGAACCGGAGACACCACGGUACUUGAAGGGGACAUUGUCCCUCCUGUCCUCUGUCCAGAUUGAAGGCCACCCUGUCUCUCUCCCUUUGCACACACAUUCCCUCUCUGGUUUCCCCUCUGACCAAGGACCAAGUCCCUGGGGCCUGCUGGACUCCCUCGUGUGUCCAAAGGAUGAGGGUCCAGUGACUGAGGCCCUGAGCCCCAGUAAUGCAGCUUCUGAGCUUGGACAGUCCACAGAACUGGAUUCUCUUUUCAAAGGCUUGGCCCUGACUGUUCAGUGGGAGUCCUGAAGGGAGAUCAGAGGAAGCAGGCUUAGGCUUCCUCCUGCCCCACGCAGCUUUCAACCCCACACCCACUAAGCCACAGGCUCUAAAGGCCCAGAGCCAGGUGGGUGCCCUGGCAAGAACCAGAGGAAAGAAGAUUUGGGCCCCAGGCGGGAAUACAAAUGCAUGGUGAGGGCUGUGCUGUCGUGGAGAAGUUACAGGCAGGCCACAUGCGCAAAUGGCCUAUGCCACAGAGGCUGGCAGGUAAGGCAGACAGUGUAGGGUGAUACAGGGAAACC